GAACGCUGACGUCGACUUCCACCCACACAGCAGCGUAAUGGCCGCGUCGAUAGCAGUCAUGCCGACAAACCGGGCCGCUUCUCGAUUGCAGUCCAAAAAACGGACAAUUCAAAGGAGGCGCACACUUUUGGACAUCGCUGUCGUUGUAUCGCUUUCGUUAGCCUCCUUACUGCACUGCGCUGCGGCCGACGGUAAGACGCUGGUCCUGCUGGACAACACCCACAUCAGAGACACCCAUUCAAUGUUCUUCCGCAGUCUGGCAGAUCGCGGCUUUGAUCUUACAUUCAAGACCGCCGAUGACCCAUCACUUUCUCUGAUCAAAUAUGGCCAGUUCCUGUACGACCAUCUCGUCAUCUUUUCGCCUUCAGUAGAAGACUUUGGAGGAAGUAUCAAUUUGGAGACAAUUACAUCCUUCAUUGAUGGCGGAGGAAAUGUCCUGGUUGCUGCCAGUUCUGAUAUCGGUGACCCACUGAGGGAACUGGGUAGUGAGUGUGGCAUAGAGUUUGACGAGGAGAGGACUGCCGUCAUUGACCAUCACAACUACGACAAGUCUGAUCCGGGAGAGCACACUCUGAUUGUUGCUGACCCAGAGAAUUUGCUGAAAGCUCCAACCAUCGUUGGAAAAGCCACCAAUAAACCAGUGUUGUUUAAGGGUGUUGGCAUGGUGGCUGACCCUGACAACCCUCUUGUUCUGGACGUCCUCACUGGCUCUUCGACGGCCUACUCCUUUUUUCCCGACAGACCCAUUUCUCAGUACCCUCACGCAGUGGGCAAAAACACCCUGCUGAUUGCCGGCCUACAAGCCAGAAACAACGCUAGAGUAGUUUUCAGCGGCUCACUGGACUUCUUUAGUGACGCCUUCUUCAACUCUGACGUGCAGAAAGCCGCACCUGGAUCUCAGCUACACGAGCAGACGGGCAACAGGGAGCUGGCCGAGGCUCUUUCUCGCUGGGUAUUUAAAGAGGCCGGCGUCCUCAGGGUGGGCGAAGUUAGCCAUCAUCCCGUGGGAGAGAGCACUCCCCCUGCAGCAUACACUGUCACUGACCUUGUGGAGUACAGCAUUGUUAUUGAGAUGCUCUCCGAGGGCCAGUGGGUUCCUUUCGACGGCGACGAUAUUCAACUGGAGUUUGUGAGAAUUGACCCCUUCGUCAGGACUUACCUCAAGAAAGAUGAUGGGAUAUACAGCGUCCAGUUCAAGUUGCCCGACGUGUACGGAGUUUUCCAGUUCAAGGUGGACUACAACCGACUGGGAUACACUCAUCUAUACUCCUCCACUCAGGUGUCAGUGCGUCCCCUGCAGCACACUCAAUAUGAGCGCUUCAUCCCCUCGGCCUUCCCGUACUACGCCAGCGUCUUCUCCAUGAUGUCAGGACUCUUUAUCUUCAGCGUGGUAUUCUUGCACAUGAAGGAGAAGGAGAAGUCUGACUAAUUUGGAUCUAAAAGAGACAGAAAUUGACACGAUUGAACUUUCAAAGCGACUCGAAAUUGAACCGGUUUGUGUUGGGGUACGAAGGCACUCAAGUAAGUGGCUGGUGGAUGUUUUAAUGCUGGUGUGUGGUCUUUAUUUUCCACUUCAAGGCCUGUGAAAAUUUUGAAUUCUGUUCAUGUUACUUUACACUUGGUUGUGAAAAUAUUUUCUGUAAUUAGGAUUAAGCGACAACAGGAAUAGGAGUUAUUGACCCUUGUUUUACAAUUCCUGUAGUAACCACAUGCACUGAACAAAAAGAUGCCAACUGCUAAUUUGUCUGAAGACUUUUUAAACAAUAAAAUAUUGACAUUCCACAUGGAA
Phycodurus eques (leafy seadragon) is the source of this 1789-nucleotide messenger RNA. It is a transcript of the gene ddost, whose product is annotated as dolichyl-diphosphooligosaccharide--protein glycosyltransferase subunit (non-catalytic). Bases 38 to 1429 code for a protein of 463 amino acids. Lineage: Eukaryota; Metazoa; Chordata; Actinopteri; Syngnathiformes; Syngnathidae. Gene Ontology annotation, cellular component: endoplasmic reticulum membrane; oligosaccharyltransferase complex. The record is from RefSeq and is a predicted model, not a curated record. The transcript is spliced from 11 exons.